AUGAAAACCACAACUUCUGUCGCAGUAGGUUUGUCAUUGCUGAGUGUCGCACAUGGAGUGGAUCUCCAGGUGCAAGCCGGCUACCAUGUUAUUUAUUCGUACGAAGGGACGGUGCCGCCAACUGAACUGUCCAGUCUUAUUGAACAGGGAUUGGUAGGAGGUGUGCUGCUCUUUAGUGACAAUGUUGAUGAAAAUCUGCCAGCCGCGAUUGAAAGCUGGCAAUCCACAUAUAAAAACAGCUCGGUUUACGCGGGAUCUCCUUUGCUGAUCAUGACGGAUCAAGAAGGAGGAGAGGUGAAACGACUGCCAGGAGGGCCGACGUCUUCUGAAAAAGUGAUCGGCGAGGCAUCGGAUCCUGAAGAAGCUGCGUCGCAAGCGGGUUCACAAGCCGCCUCCGCCCUUGAGGCAUAUAAUAUGAAUGCCAACCUGGCCCCAGUACUAGAUGUAUUUCGUACUCCAGGAGAUUUUGACGACCAGUACCAGCGGUCAUACAGCGACAAUGCGACUUUGGCAGGAGUCUGCGGUGCAGCUUUCAUUGCAGCCCAGCAAUCAGCAGGAUACAUUGCGACUGCGAAGCAUUUCCCUGGCCUAGGAGCAGCAGCUUCCAAUGAAAACACGGAUGAAGUGCCUGUAACACUCAAUAUCACGCUCAACGAAAUUAGAUCCAUUGAUGAAGUGCCGUAUCAAUCUGCUAUCGCAGCCGGGCUCGAUAUGGUAAUGCCAUCGUGGGCAUUGUACCCUGCCUUUGAUUCACAAUAUCCAUCUGGUCUCAGUGAGAAAUGGAUACAGCAGGAACUAAGGGCCCGCCUAGGCUUUAAAGGGGUCACUAUUAGCGAUGCAAUUGAGGCGGGUGCAUUAAAGGCAUUUGGAGACGAUUCAAAUCGGGCUCUGUUGGCUAGCCGUGCCGGAAUGGAUAUCAUACUCGCAGCUGCACAGAAUGUUACUCAGGGACAAGCUAUUGUGAAGGCCCUUGCCGAUGCAUUGGGUGGAGGAACAUUAGAUCAAUCUUCAUUUGAUGCUGCUACACAACGUAUUCUUAGCUUGCGGCGGAAAGUCACCCCCUCAACUCGAUAG
This is a messenger RNA of Talaromyces proteolyticus, 1074 nucleotides long. RefSeq names its product putative glycosyl hydrolase. The transcript has a single exon. Lineage: Eukaryota; Fungi; Ascomycota; Eurotiomycetes; Eurotiales; Trichocomaceae. Gene Ontology annotation, biological process: carbohydrate metabolic process; peptidoglycan turnover. Gene Ontology annotation, molecular function: hydrolase activity, hydrolyzing O-glycosyl compounds. The coding region runs from base 1 to 1074 and encodes 357 amino acids. The record is from RefSeq and is a predicted model, not a curated record.